AUGUCAGAGAAUGAGAUUAGGUGUAGACUGGCAUCGGAUGUAGAAACGGAACAAAAGUUACAACCAGGCAAAGCAUUGUUGAUCGUUUCAAUGGAUGGAUAUGAAUUUCAAAGUAAAGAUUUACUUGCCAUAUCCUAUAAUAUUGAUUCACGUGACACUGAAUUUCAAGCAAUAGAGGAUUAUGAACCAGACGCUCUUUCAUCAAAAGAAAAGAAAAGACAAAAUGAAAAGACCAAAGAAUCAACAACAGCGACGGCAUCAACAACAACAACAACCAAUGCCAAUCAAAAGAAUCUAUCAACCAUUUUACAAGGAGCCAGUAGUUCAUCAUUGGCUAUAUUAUUUUCAGAGUUUAUGGUCAUUGUUUUAUUGUUGGUCUAUAUUAUUUACAAUCGAACUAGAUCACCUUCAAAUCUACAUUUACAUCAUCAACCAUCGAUUAGAUAUAUACAACAAAACUAUGGACUUGUUUGGCAAUUGAACGGGUUGGAACUUAGUGUCACCAUUCGGAAUUAUUUAGAGUCUGUAGCGAUGUCUUUGGAUGGACAUUUGUUAGAGUUAACAACAAGUUAUAUCGGUCCAGUAUUUAUAGAGAAUGGGAUACCUGAUCCAAACUUUGAAUACCUUGACCUUCCAUUAUUGCACAAUCUAAGAUUGCGUACAAUACCUAGAGACGGAUCGAAAAACAUAUUAGAGAUGACUAGAGGACUACCAUCACUGAAAAGACUACAACUAGAAAAUCAUGUUAUCGAUUAUUUCCCACCAGACUUUCCCUACACCAAAACAAUUGAAGAGUUUGAUAUUACUACCUCAUUUUCAUGGACUCAUCUAAAGAAUUUAAAUUCUAUUUAUUUCCCAUCACUAGUAGGGAUGGGAUUACCUUCGGAUGCCAAAGAACCUCUUCCAGAUGGUUCGGCAGAAGACAUUGUAGCGGUAUUUGUAUCAUAUGGUAUUGACACUAUCAACUAUAGAAAUUGGAAAAGAUUACCAGAUUCGUUGUGCAGUGCUCUUGCUUUUGAUGUCUCUUACCCACCUGCAUACAAAAAAAUCAUGUUUAGAUCCUAUGUAGCUAAAUGUUUUAAAUGUUAUAAUCAUCAAUUUACAAACUUGGUAUUUAAUUUGGACCAAAAAUAUCCAAUGGAUUGUAAUGUAACAGUAUCAUCAGUAAGAUAUAUGGGAACUAAAACAAGGAUUGAAGGUAAUAAUCUUUUAAAUUCACUGAUUGAAAGAGAUUUUUUUGGUAUACCAUUACCACUUGUUACACCUGGUGGAGUGAUGACUGCAACUGUCCCCAACAAGGUUUUAGAGUAUGAUAGAACCCAUCCAUCUCUAGUGGAAGAGAACGUAGUCAUUGGAAACAAUACAGUAACCAAAUUUAUAGCAACUGUUAAGGUACCAUUCACCACUAUCAAUAUUGAUGGAGGUAUGGUAUCUUCUCAACUGCCAUACGGUCUAUACAUACGUGUACCAUUAAACUACAAUCAUUUUAUAGAUCAUAAAAUACUUGUUAGUGGGACUCCAUGCAUUAAAAGUACAAUCUUGUACACUAACGAUAAUACCUUACAAUGUUUUGCACCCCUCCUCAUCACUCAAUCACAUCAAUACCUUACAUUCCAAAUAUCAAAUAUCAGAAAUAAUGCAAUUACCUAUUACAAUUUAACAAGAUCAUACCCAAAUAUAAAUAAUACAAUUGGAGUUAAUAUGGAUGAUAUAUUGGAUACUAAUUAUCAAAAUUCAAGCAUGAUUACAUUAAAUGGAAUAUUUAGUCAUGAUAGAGAUGAAUUACCAACAAAAUCGAUUGUAUUAAUUAAUGAUCAAGAAUGUUUGGUACAAUCAAUUAAUUUCACAACCUUAUCAUGUACAAUUAAUUUAAAGAAUAUUCUUUUAAUCAACAACAAUAAUAUUAAUCUAAAACAACAAUUAGAUUUAUUUGUUGAAAUAGAUGGACAUUCACUUUCAUCAUCUAACAUUAUUUUCAUGAUUCCUCCAAGUAAUAGUAAUAAUAAUAGUAAUAGUAGUAAUAAUAAUAGUGAAGAGGAACAAGAACAAAAAGAAAAUCAUAUAACACCACUCAUUAUUUAUUUAAUCGUCACAACUAUUGGCGCCAUAGUUUUAGUAUCUGUAAUAGUAUUUUCAAUUCAUAAAAUACAAUCACAUAAACAACAACAAAAAAAGAAGAAGAAGCCAAUACUAUUACAAUUAUUUAAAACAUCAGCACAACAACACCAAAGCUAA
Molecule: messenger RNA, 2235 nt
Organism: Cavenderia fasciculata
Lineage: Eukaryota; Evosea; Eumycetozoa; Acytosteliales; Cavenderiaceae
Exons: 6
Coding region: 1-2235 (744 amino acids)
Source: RefSeq, a predicted model, not a curated record